Molecule: messenger RNA, 1350 nt
Organism: Syngnathus typhle (broad-nosed pipefish)
Lineage: Eukaryota; Metazoa; Chordata; Actinopteri; Syngnathiformes; Syngnathidae
Gene: trpt1
Product: tRNA phosphotransferase 1
Exons: 7
Coding region: 96-776 (226 amino acids)
Biological process (GO): tRNA splicing, via endonucleolytic cleavage and ligation
Molecular function (GO): tRNA 2'-phosphotransferase activity
Source: RefSeq, a predicted model, not a curated record
UAUCUCCGGGCCGCGUCACAUACACCGGAAGUGCUCGCUUGUUUGACAGUGUCACGUGACGAGGGCUCGCGUAGCAAUGUAAACACUCCAGCCAAAUGGAUUCUGACAGAGGAGGAAGAAGAGGAAAGACAGGGAAACGUGGUGGUGAUUGUGAAAAGGACAGAGACGUCAGGUUGUCUAAAACUAUGUCCUACGCUCUUCGCCAUGGUGCCAAUCAGAUGGGUCUACAUUUAAAUUCGGAUGGCUACCUGUCUGUCAGGGACCUCUUGGCUCACCCACAGUUUCACUCGUACAAACUGGAAGAUGUUGAGAGAGUGGUGGCCUCUAAUGAUAAGCAGCGUUUUAAGCUUCGUCCUCAUCCAGAAGAUGGCCACUUGGAGAUUCGAGCCAACCAGGGACACACAAUGCAGGUAUCCAAUUUGGAGCUGAAGCCGGUUUGGGCCGGUUCUCCCGACUGUCCUGUUGAGGCUGUUCACGGAUCCUACAUGCGCAAUUGGUGCUCCAUACAGCGGCAAGGCUUGAGUCGCAUGAAGAGGAUGCACAUUCAUCUGGCUCCAGGCUUGCCACAAGAGGAUGGCGUAAUAAGUGGUAUGAGGAAAGACUGUGAUCUAGCUAUAUUUAUUGACAUACCCAAAGCUCUUGCUGACGGUAUUGAGUUCUUCUGGUCAGAGAACCGUGUGUUGUUGACAACCGGGAACGUUGAAGGAAAACUACCCCCGGGGUACUUUAGCCGAGCCAUACAACUCAAGCCUACGAGGUGCAUCCUACCGCUGUGAUUCCAGCAGAAGACCGAUCAACAAGUCCAUCUAUUUUUUUUACAUCACUCUUCUGCAUUGGGGUCACGGGUGAGCUGGAGCAUAUUCAAGAUGAUUUUGGCAGGUUAACUGGUCGGCAGUUAUUCACAGGCCAAGUAAACAGUAGACAAACAAGCAUUCACAUUCACACCUAUUUAAGGGGAAGUCAACCCCAAAAUUGUCUUUGAAAUAUAAUGUUCUGUGAAGCCCACCUUGUCGAAGCACAGUGUUCUGAUUAAUGUUUUGUUUGUGGAAUAUGAAUUAAAGAGGCAAAAUAUAAUAAAAGGUGCAUUUUGCUGCUAAAUAUAUACAAACGUAAUAUAAAUCAGAAUACUGUUUAGACUCGUAGAGAGACAUACUGAGACUAAUUGUCAACAAUUUGUUUUGGUCGUCUUUCCCUUUUAAUCUUCAGUGAUAAUUGGCAGGCCUAAACUGAUCUGAGAUGAAUGAUCAGUGUGAAAAUUGCAAUGGCACCAGAUGCCUUGACAAAAGGAUGGGCACACAAGUGAAGAUGAAACAUGCUCAAUUUAUUUUAUUAAAGUGUAAGUGCUACGCA